AUGUCGGUGUCAGGGCCCUCCGCCUCGGCAGGCGAGAAUCCUUACUUGGCACACCGGAAAGACCAAUGUGCUCAGGUCGAUGAACUUAAGGGACUCACGCGCCGGAAAGUGUCGGGGGCCGAAGCUCGGCGUGUGCUCGAUGGGGAGAUGAAUCCCUUUGCCGCCGGUGGUCCGCGCCCCUUUUCUAAGGCAUACAAAGACAUUUUGGCUAAGCGCAAGGAGCUGCCCGUGUUUUCACAGAUGGACGAGUUUUACGAAAAGUUUAACAAGAGUCAAAUCAUGGUCAUGAUCGGUGAGACGGGCAGUGGCAAGACGACUCAAAUCCCACAGUACGUGGCACUUUCCGAUCUGCCUCAACUACACAAAGUGCGUGGGGCGGACGGUGUUGAGGCGCCGCGCAUGAUUGCAUGUACACAGCCUAGGCGUGUUGCUGCCAUGAGUGUCGCAAAACGUGUGGCGGAGGAAAUGGACCUUACGCUCGGCAAGGAGGUCGGUUAUACCAUCCGUUUCGAGGAUAUGACGGAGCGCGGCACCACGCUAGUCAAAUAUAUGACGGAUGGUAUGCUUUUGCGUGAGGCGAUGAAUGACCCGAAUCUCGAGCGCUAUAGCACGGUCAUUCUCGACGAGGCCCACGAACGCACGCUUGCCACCGACAUUCUUAUGGGUCUACUUAAAGAUGUGGCAAAGCGACGCCCUGAUCUCAAAAUUAUUGUCAUGAGUGCCACGCUGGAUGCUCUUAAGUUCCAGAAGUAUUUCAACAAUGCUCCGCUCCUGAAGGUGCCAGGCCGCACCUUCCCUGUGGAGACUUUCUACACCCAGGAGCCUGAAAGGGAUUACGUCGAGGCGGCAAUCCGCACGGUACUGAUGAUCCACCAGGCUGAGGAGCCUGGUGAUGUACUGGUGUUUCUCACGGGUGAGGACGAAAUUGAGGAUGCUUGCCGUAAGAUUCGCGCCGAGGGUGAGAAACUGUUGGCGGAGGAGCCAGACUUGUGCGGUCCUUUGAAGGUGGUACCCCUAUACUCGUCUCUUCCACCGGCGCAGCAGCAGCGCAUCUUCGACUCGGCGCCUGAGGCGGCCCGUCCGGGCGGCCCCCCUGGCCGUAAAGUUGUCGUGAGCACAAACAUUGCCGAGACGUCGUUGACGAUUGAUGGCAUUGUGUACGUGGUUGACCCUGGGUUUAGCAAGCAGAAGGUGUACAAUCCACGCAUUCGUGUUGAGUCGCUACUUGUUAGCCCUAUAUCUAAGGCAUCUGCGCAGCAGCGCGCGGGUCGUGCGGGUCGUACGCGUCCGGGCAAGUGUUUCCGUCUGUAUACGGAGAGGGACUGGGCUAGCGAACUGAUUGAGCAAACGUACCCUGAAAUUCUGCGGUCUAAUCUGGCCAACACGGUGCUGGAGCUCAAGAAGCUGGGAAUUGACAACCUCGUUACGUUUGACUACAUGGAUCCGCCAGCACCUGAGACAGUGAUGCGGGCAUUGGAACUGCUGAACUACCUCGGUGCCUUCGACGAUCAGGGCCACCUUACGCCGCUGGGUGAGAUUAUGGCUGAGUUCCCUCUGGACCCGCAACUGGCAAAGAUGCUGAUCGUAUCGCCCGAAUUCAAGUGCUCGAACGAGAUCCUGAGUAUUGCAGCAAUGCUGUCUGUGCCCAACGUAUUUGUGCGGCCGAGCCAAGCAUCACAGCGUCAAGCAGCAGAUGCUGCACGCGCCGAGUUUGCGCAUCCAGACGGAGACCAUCUAACGCUCUUAAAUGUAUACCAUGCGUAUAAGACCAACUGCCCUGACAUGAAGACGGGCAGCGAUUGGUGCUGGCAAAAUUAUCUGUCACAUCGGGCAUUGAUCCAAGCCGACAAUGUCCGGCAGCAGUUGCAGCGCACAAUGGAGCGUUUUGACUUGGAUCUGGUGUCUCUACCUUUUGAGGAUAAGCGCUACUACACCAACAUUCGGCAGGCCAUUGCGUGUGGCUUCUUCAUGCAGGUGGCUCACAAGUCGGCGGGCGGCGGCAGCCGCGGCGCUUACACGACGGUUAAAGACAACCAAAUUGUCUCGCCUCAUCCGUCGACGACACUGGACCACAUGCCUGAAUUUGUCGUGUAUCAUGAGUUUGUUCUGACCUCCCGCAACUUUAUUCGAACUGUAACAGAGGUCAAGCCUGAAUGGCUCCUGGAGUUUGCUCCCUCGUACUAUGAUCCCCGCACACUCGAUGGAGAGCUGAAGCGAGUCUUUGAGGCGCUCAUCAAGCGUCGCAGCGAGGGUCGCCAGAGCAAAAAGGCCCGCAGGUAG
Malassezia sympodialis ATCC 42132 is the source of this 2280-nucleotide messenger RNA. It is a transcript of the gene PRP43, whose product is annotated as DEAH-box ATP-dependent RNA helicase PRP43. The record is from RefSeq and is a predicted model, not a curated record. Lineage: Eukaryota; Fungi; Basidiomycota; Malasseziomycetes; Malasseziales; Malasseziaceae. Gene Ontology annotation, cellular component: spliceosomal complex; intracellular anatomical structure. Gene Ontology annotation, molecular function: ATP binding; RNA binding; helicase activity.